UGUGUACAGAACCUUACGGUUGUAGCUCCCUUUUCUCUCAGGCAUUAUCUCCUCAGCUUCCUUAUAAUCUUAGGAAGAUAACAGACACCUAUUGAGUGAGAACUGUGCCAGCCUUGUCGUUCACCAUCUUCCUAAAUCCAACCCCAACCCUGUGAGGUCGAUAUUCUGAUAGCCACUUUGCAGAAUCUUACGCUCACCAGUAGUGCCAGAAUCCUAAUGGAUGCCUUGUGUCUGGGGAGAUCAUCCUUGUGCUGUGGGGAAAACACUGAAUUCAAAGUUGAGGGCUGGGUACCAGCCCUGGUUCCGUGACUUCCGGCAGGGAUUCUUAACCUGGUUUUCUUUAGACAGGUAGGUAGCAAGUCUCCAAAAUGGUAGGCUGCUGUUUUUCUUGGGUUGUCUCCCCAGGUAGAAGGCUAUGCCUUUUGUCACGUUGCCAUGGGAGUCAAGGACCUCCAAAAAACGUUUAAGACCGAUGAUUGACUCGGCUGUCUUUGUCUCCUUGCAAAGACCAGGUUUAAGAUGUCAUUGUCAUUACUUUUGGUAUUAUUGUCCUUUGAACACCGCCUCCCACUACGACCGGUUGCCGUCAGGGUCCUUCGAUGGCUCUGACUUCAUGUCCUCCCCAGGAGCUCGAGGCCAUGAGCAGGUAUACCAGCCCGGUGAACCCGGCUGUCUUUCCCCAUCUGACCGUGGUGCUCCUGGCCAUUGGCAUGUUCUUCACCGCCUGGUUCUUCGUUUACGAGGUGACCUCCACCAAGUACACUCGGGACAUCUACAAAGAGCUCCUCAUCUCCCUGGUGGCCUCGCUCUUUAUGGGCUUCGGGGUCCUCUUCCUGCUGCUCUGGGUCGGCAUCUAUGUAUGACAACCCGCACCCCCUUGGGGCACCAACCAGCGGCUUCACUGGAUCUCUCCUUUUGUAAAUUACACUUUGGGUCUUUUUUUACUCUUUCCGAAAGAGUCACCCCUGUGCUCACAAUAAAGGCAGAGGUGUGACAGUUC
This is a messenger RNA of Echinops telfairi (small Madagascar hedgehog), 1000 nucleotides long. It is a transcript of the gene TMEM258, whose product is annotated as transmembrane protein 258. Gene Ontology annotation, cellular component: membrane-bounded organelle. The coding region runs from base 600 to 863 and encodes 87 amino acids. Gene Ontology annotation, biological process: protein N-linked glycosylation. The record is from RefSeq and is a predicted model, not a curated record. Lineage: Eukaryota; Metazoa; Chordata; Mammalia; Afrosoricida; Tenrecidae. The transcript has 3 exons.